Molecule: messenger RNA, 753 nt
Organism: Pleurotus ostreatus (oyster mushroom)
Lineage: Eukaryota; Fungi; Basidiomycota; Agaricomycetes; Agaricales; Pleurotaceae
Exons: 2
Coding region: 1-753 (250 amino acids)
Source: RefSeq, a predicted model, not a curated record
AUGCCCACCGCCCCCAAUCCCCCAUACUCCCACCCCCGCAAGAUGCCCCCCUCCCUCAUCGAGCUGCACUACAACCGCGGACACCCCAUGUCCGACCUCGCGCUCCACGCCGCGCAGUAUUUCCGCCCACGCAAGCUGACCACUGCCCAUGCGCUCAUGCAAAAUCGAAGUCACAGUCGAAGCCAAAGCCACAGUCAAAGUCGAAGCCAGGAUUAUCGCGAAUGGUAUACGGGUAGUGCGAAGCGCAAGGUCGGCGGGAUCCCCGACGAGGGAAGCAGCGCUACAGUCUCUACACGCUCAACCACACGCUCAACCACGAAUGGCCCGGCGCCCGACACCACCGCUGCACGACCAGCGAAGCGCCAGAAGGUGUCGACGCCCGCACCUGCGAAUGCGCCCAUCACACUUUCGGCGAGCGUGGAGGCGAUGCUGGCGAGACAGGCGUUGAAGGCGGACCCUAUGAUAUACCGCCGGACGCGCCCCGCAGGUGUCCGUGUGCGCGCUGGGAGCGAUAGCGAUGCCACUGCCACUCCCGCUGCUGCCGCUGGGGACAAAGGGAAAACAGUAGGAGGAGGAGCAACUGCUAACGAAGAGAGCGCGAUUCAAGGCACGAACAAAGAAUAUGGAGGAGCUGCGCAGGGUCCGUCGGGUCCGUCGACGAAGGAAACGCCGUUUCGAGUGCGCAGGGCAGCGGAAGCACCGACGAGGGGCCCAACGACGUCGUUUGCGUCGCCGCCGAAGUACAGGAAAUAG